Molecule: messenger RNA, 1436 nt
Organism: Gryllus bimaculatus (two-spotted cricket)
Lineage: Eukaryota; Metazoa; Arthropoda; Insecta; Orthoptera; Gryllidae
Source: the annotation of a GenBank genome assembly
AAAGAGAGCACGUGUCUUGGCGGCGUGUGCACAAGCUAGAGGCCACGCGCGCUAAAAGCUGUUUGUUUUGGUUGGGGUAGUUGGAAGUGCGCAUAGUAUUAUCCUGAAAAGUAAUUCCAGCAUUUACUUCAGGCGUAACCAAGCGUAUGUCAAUAAAUUAACGAUGGUUAUUGCUAUCGGAUUGGAAGGCAGUGCUAAUAAAGUUGGAGUGGGAUAUAAGGGAUGGAGAAGUUUUGGCCACUGUCGCGCAAACUUACAUUUCCCCCAGGAGAAGGGUUCCUUCCUCGGGAAACAGCUCAACACCACCGUGAGAAAAUAAUUGGAUUGGUCCGUGAAGCACUUACAGUGUCUGGCAUUUCCCCAAAUAAGAUAGAUGUAGUUUGUUAUACCAAAGGUCCUGGAAUGGGUGCUCCUUUAAUUAUGGUAGCUCUUGUUGCACGAACUAUAGCACAGAUAUGGAAUAAGCCAAUUAUUGGGGUGAACCAUUGUAUUGGUCAUAUUGAAAUGGGAAGAUUAAUCACUAUGUGCAAUGAUCCAACAGUGUUAUAUGUCAGUGGUGGUAACACUCAAAUCAUAGCCUAUUCCCAAAAUAGAUACCGUAUUUUUGGGGAGACUAUUGAUAUUGCAAUCGGAAAUUGUCUGGAUAGAUUUGCUAGAGUGUUGAAAUUGUCAAAUGACCCCAGUCCUGGUUAUAAUAUAGAGAAAAUGGCUGAAAAAGGCAAAAAGUUCCUUCAUUUACCUUACACAGUGAAGGGUAUGGAUGUUUCGUUUUCUGGAAUAUUAUCAAAUAUUGAAAAGCAAGCACCCCAUCUUAUUAGCAGCAAGCAAUACACUCCUGAGGACUUGUGUUACUCUCUGCAGGAAACUAUUUUUGCCAUGCUUGUGGAAAUCACAGAGAGGGCAAUGUCUCAUUGUGGUUCACAAGAAGUCCUCAUUGUGGGAGGAGUGGGUUGCAACUUAAGGUUACAAGAAAUGAUGAACAUUAUGUGUGAAGAAAGAGGUGCAAAAUUAUAUGCUACUGAUGAGCGAUUUUGUAUUGACAAUGGUGCAAUGAUUGCCCAAGCUGGGAUUGAAAUGUUUAAAAGUGGAACCACCACCCCUUGGGAUUUAGUUACAUGUACCCAAAGGUAUCGUACUGAUGAAGUAGAAGUCACAUGGAGAUCUUGAUUUCAAGAAAAGAUGUUGAAUCUUUGCCAUAAUUAUAAUGAAGUCAUUUGUCAUAAAUACAACUGUACAUAGUAAUUACAUUAUAAUAAAUUAAUAACAUAUUUGUUACUAACUCUUUCUUAUUUGUUGGUACAUGAGUAUUAAUUGUGUUUUCGGCAAAUGUCCAAAAAUAUAAACCAUUUAAUUUAUUUUAAAUAUUUUAUGAAUAGAUUUUUUUAUUUUUUUAUUUUUUUUAUAUUUGAAUAUCUUACGUUAGGUGUGUCAAGCUC